Molecule: messenger RNA, 2039 nt
Organism: Aspergillus sclerotioniger CBS 115572
Lineage: Eukaryota; Fungi; Ascomycota; Eurotiomycetes; Eurotiales; Aspergillaceae
Exons: 3
Coding region: 109-1854 (581 amino acids)
Source: RefSeq, a predicted model, not a curated record
CGAAAAAUAAUCACACUUCUCCCGACAAUUGAAAACCCCCCCGCGACACUCAACGACAGCCCCUCUCACGAUAGAGAGGUCGGUGCCAGUGGAGCUUGCAGGCAAGCCAUGGAGCCACAGAAUUUGGAGGCAGCAUCCACCUACAUCAACAAUGUCUUGCUGGCCAGGGGGCUGCUGAAAAGCGGCCGCCCCAUUGAAUUCGCCAACCCCGAGGAUGAAGACGGCGGUUCGGCGGCCACAAUGGGGCGCAUCAUCAACUUGGUCAAUGAUCUGGUGCUGCGCAGAGAUCGUGAAGCCGAACACCGAGAAAACCUCGCGACCACGAUUCGGACCCUACGUGUAGAAGAAUCACAGAAGACAGCUGAGCUGGAGAAAGUGAAAACAAAGGCAUCCGAAUUGACUCGCUCGCUGGCUCUCGCCGAGGCGCAAGAACGAGCCUUGAAAUCGAACGUUUCCAGCGCCGACGCGACCAUCCGAGGAUUGAAAGAGCAAGUGCAGCGCAUGAAAACCACCAUGCAACAAGUCCGAGCCCAAUGCGCCAACGACAUCCGCAAGCGCGACCUGGAAAUGCAGAAGCUGAAAUCGCACCUGGCGGAACGCCAGCGCGGAAGGCGGGAGGGCUUGGCCAUGACCACUAUCAAUAUCAAUCCAGCAGCCACCCAAUCAUCCCGAUCAAGGCUCGCGGCGGGUGGAGAGGGAAUCAACGACCCAGGAUACAGCUUGAAACAAGAGACAAACGACUUCCUCACCGAACUUUGUCAGACCCUUAGCGAUGAGAACGACACUCUGAUCUCACUGGCGCGAAACACCGUCGAAACCUUGAAAGACCUCCAGGGAUUGUCGCAGGCUGAAGAGGACGAUAAGUACUCGACAGGGGCGGCAAGCGUCGGGCCCAGCCGAUCCGUACAAGGCUCGGUUACAGCACUCCCAACCUCCUGCGACGAGCUAUCUACUCAGAUGGACCAUGUACUCGAGCACCUUCGGACCUUACUCACUAAUCCGUCAUUCGUACCGCUAGAGGAGGUGGAGAUGCGGGACGAGGAAAUUAAGCGACUGCGCGAAGGGUGGGAAAAGAUGGAAGGCCGAUGGAGCCAAGCCGUCACCAUGAUGGACGGGUGGCAUAAACGUAUAGCCGAUGGAGGCCACUCGGUCCAGGCAGAAGAGCUCCGAAGAGGGAUGGAUCUAGACCUACAUUUGGAUAUUGCUACGGCCCUAUCCAAGGACGGAGAGCGGGAACCCACUAUCCAGUCGCCCAUUUUCGAGGACCAGCAAGCCGAAGAGGAAGAGGAAAAAGCGGCCGCAAAGAUCACCACCGAAGAUACCCGCCGGUCUCCAAGUCCCAAAAAGGCGCCACGGUCAACCAGGGAAACCAGAAGCAAGAGACUCAGCCAGGCUCUGAAAGAGCGCAGUGACAAUAUCAUGACUGGGCGCUCGCCUCGGAAGGUCUCAUUCACUACGGGCUUACAAGACUCGCCGUGUGUCUCUAGCGGCACCGACGAGACACUACAGGUAAAAGCACACCAGUCGGAAGCAGUGACACGUAGGUCAUCCAGGAGAAAGCCCGAGUCCAAGUUUCUCUCCCGGCCAGGGGGCAGUGGUCGAAGCCCCCAGCCGAAAGAGUCUCGCCUGGCCACUGCUGCGCCGGUAUCAACUAGCCAGGCUCGCUUAAGCGUUCCGCAGAAGCUGGCCGCUGUCGAGAGUGAGGCCCGGGCUGCGGAACAAGCUCGCAAGGAAAGCGAAAGCAGGAAACGUGGGCGGGCUCUCAAGGGAUCCAGCAAAGGGCACCGUGACCGCCGCCGCAGUACACUGACCAGCGACGAGCUGGGAGAGCUGAUGGGAAUGCCCGCCAAGUGAUGUUUUGUUCCAUGAUGAUAGAUGUUCCUGGGAGACAAGCUUCUUCGAUACCCCCCCUCGUUCAAUGUCUGAGUAUAUACCAUGCCUGUUUUACUUGCAUUCCUACCUUGGAGAUGACACAAUCAUGACUUGCCUCUUUUUCCUUUCUUUUUCUCUCUCCCUCUCUCCUUUUCUCUCCCUCUUUC